GUUGCAUUCUUUGGGAACUCAAUAUGAUUGUGGUGACUGAAGUGGUUAAUCUUACCGGAAGUUUGCAAUUAUAUAUGGUUACAGGGAUUACUGCAGCAUCAGGGAUAGCAGCAGAGUUGGGGAUUCCACUAACACAUCGCGGUGUUGCAACUAGUGUGAGGUUCCUCACGGGACAUUCUAGGGAAGGAGGGACCGACCCUUUGUUUGUUGCAGAGAAUGCAGCUGACCCGGAUACAACACUUGUCGUUUAUAUGGGUUUGGGAACGUUACCUUCUCUAGCGCAAAAACUGAUGGACCAUGGUCUCCCUUGUGAUACACCAGCUGUUGCGGUUGAACGUGGAACCACUCCUCUACAGCGUACGGUUUUUGCUGAGCUUAAAGAUUUUGCAACUGAGAUUCAGUCAGCUGGAUUGGUGUCACCAGCGCUCGUCAUCAUAGGGAAAGUCGUCGAGCUCUCGCCUUUAUGGCCACAUUGCACGAAAGAAUCAUCCUGCCUUGUAGAGACCCGUUAGAUGCUUUCAUCGAUAUUACUGUGAAAUUUUAGGAGCUAUGAAGAUUCAGAGAUGUAAUAAACAAAAGGAAGGCUGAUAUUUUCUUA
Messenger RNA from Camelina sativa (false flax), 598 nucleotides. Lineage: Eukaryota; Viridiplantae; Streptophyta; Magnoliopsida; Brassicales; Brassicaceae. The record is from RefSeq and is a predicted model, not a curated record.